Messenger RNA from Cornus florida, 1823 nucleotides. RefSeq lists its product as uncharacterized. The transcript is spliced from 3 exons. NCBI's taxonomy places the organism in Eukaryota, Viridiplantae, Streptophyta, Magnoliopsida, Cornales, Cornaceae. The record is from RefSeq and is a predicted model, not a curated record. The coding region runs from base 80 to 1519 and encodes 479 amino acids.
AAAACACUCCCCAACAUUCAGAAUAGUCAUUCUAGAGAGAGAAACAGAAAUCUAGAGAGAGAGUAAAAAAAGAUCGAAGAUGAUGAACAUUUUGGCGCUGGGUCUUGUCCUGACUUCACUUGCAACAGCAGGUGUUUGGUCCCCAAGCCCAGAUCAUGAGAAGCAGCGAAGCCCUCCUAUUCCUCCUCCAAAUAGUCCAAGAAUCAUAGUGAAGGAAGGCCACAGAGUGGUCACUGUUGAGUACGAUGUAAAAAAAAGAGAUGGAAACACCAAAGUCUCAAUCUCACCCCAUCAAGAUCAACAACAAUCUCAUGUUGAUGAUGACGAGAGGUACGCCGAGACGGCGAAAGACAAGAUCAAAGAAGCCUCCUCUGUUCUUCCCAACGUCGGUCAAGGCCUUUCUGGUCCAAAUGGCCAAACUCGAACUCCCAAAGAGCUUGUGUGUGAUGCUUUCGGCAAAUGCAAGCAUAAGACGGCAAGUGCACUCGAUAAAGCCGGAGAAAAGGCGAAAGAGGUCGAAGAAGGGGCCAAAGAGGCUGUGGCCGAGGCUUUAGGAAAAGCAAAAGAGAAGGUGUCACGUGAAGCGCAAAGGGUGUCCGAAAAAGCCCACGAAGGGGCUAAAGAGGCUGCUGAGAAAGCGAUGCACGGGGCGGAGAUUAUAGUCGAGAAAUCGAAGACCAUGGCCAAAGAGGUGAAGAAAAAUGUGUCCGUGGACGCGGAAAUUGUGAAGGAAGAGGCCGCGAAGGCGGCGAAACGAGCGAAAGAAACGAUAGACACUGCUGCAAAAGAGCGCGCCCAUGGGAUUAAAGAGGAGGGGAAGAAGGAAUUGAAGGAGUUGAAGGACAUUCUCCGGCGGAGUGGGGAGGUGGUUCACGACGCCGCGGCGUACUUGGCGUGGCCGGAGACGGUGGAUUUGCUGUGUGGUGUGGUGCAUUUGAUCGGGUUUUCGACGGCGUAUGGGAUGUGUAUGUGGGUGACAUUUGCUUCCACUUAUGUUCUGGCUGAGGCUUUGCCUAGGCAGCAAUUUGCUAUGUUGCAGAGCAAAAUGUAUCCCAUAUAUUUUAGGGCUAUGGCUUGUACUGUUGGGGUGGCUUUGUUGGGGCAUUUGUUGAGUCAAAGGAAGAGCUUGCUCUCAAACAUGGCUGAGAUGUUUCAGUGCUAUAAUCUUCUUGUAGCAUUUUUCAAUAUUUUGGUCAAUUUGUACUUUUUGGAGCCUCUUGCCACCAAGGUGAUGUUUGAGAAAUUGAAGAUAGAGAAGGAGGAAGGGAGAGGACGAGAAGGAGAUUCCGUUGCUGAACCUAGCAGCAAGGUAACCGCCCCCGGCACUGAUCAUGCAGCCCCUUCUGUGACCGGUGCAACCACCACGACAUCUUCAGCAUCAAAGGCAGAGAGACUAGAAAGACUGAAUGAGAGGCUCAAGAAGUUGAAUGCUUAUUCCUCCUUCCUCAACAUUGUCACCCUCAUGGCUCUUACUUGGCACCUUGUCUACUUGGGACAGCGUCUUCAAACAGCGAGCUAACAAAGUAGACAUCUCUUCCUGGACGCAACGUGGUGUGUCUUGGCAAUAGAGAGGAAGAUAUAGAUGGAAGUGGAAGCUUCUUCAGUGCAGGAAAGCUUGUUUAUGACUUGUAAUAUAUCAAUACUGUGUAGGACUGAGACCAGUGGUAGUCGUGGGGAUGUUAUUUUUGAUGGGGUUUAUGGUUUGUAAUAUACUCUGGGUUGUAGGAGGGUUUAUGUUCUGUGUUUGUACAUGAAUGAUGUUGGAAUGUUGUAUUGACACCAAAUUUUACUACAACAAUGCAACAGCUGCUUAACCCUUUUGU